This is a messenger RNA of Protobothrops mucrosquamatus (brown spotted pit viper), 1488 nucleotides long. RefSeq names its product 3-hydroxyisobutyrate dehydrogenase (gene HIBADH). The transcript has 8 exons. Bases 74 to 1075 code for a protein of 333 amino acids. Gene Ontology annotation, cellular component: mitochondrion. Gene Ontology annotation, molecular function: 3-hydroxyisobutyrate dehydrogenase activity; NADP binding; NAD binding. The record is from RefSeq and is a predicted model, not a curated record. Gene Ontology annotation, biological process: L-valine catabolic process. Lineage: Eukaryota; Metazoa; Chordata; Lepidosauria; Squamata; Viperidae.
GGAGCCAAGCGAAGCGAGCGGAGAAGGUGGUGGCGUCUUACUAGAGGUCGCGGAACGGAGGCGGGCAAGCAGCAUGGCAGCAGCGUUAAUUCUCCGAGCCUCCGUUAGUUUGCUGCACAGGCAUGGGAAAGUCUGUGCAGACUGGCUCGCUCGGGUGUCUUAUAGGGCAAUGGCUUCCAAAACUCCAGUUGGAUUUAUUGGUUUGGGAAACAUGGGAAAUCCAAUGGCAAAAAAUCUUGUGAAACAUGGUUACCCCAUUAUCGCAUGUGAUAUAUUUCCAGAAGCAUGUAAGGAAUUUCAAGAGCUGGGUACCCAGGUGACUGAUUCUCCAGCAGAUGUAGCAGAUAAAGCAGAUAGGAUUAUUACAAUGCUUCCAUCAAAUCCUAAUGCAAUAGAAGUUUACAUAGGUACCAAUGGAAUUCUCAAGAAAGUGAAGAAAGGUUCUUUAUUAAUAGAUUCCAGUACUAUUGAUCCCGAAGUUUCAAAAGAGCUAGCCAAAGAAGCUGAAAAAAUGGGAGCUGUUUUUAUGGAUGCCCCUGUUUCUGGUGGUGUUGGAGCUGCUCGUGCAGGAAAUCUUACCUUCAUGGUCGGGGGAGUAGAGCAGGAAUUUGAUGCUACAAAAGAGCUGCUCACAUGUAUGGGUUCCAAUGUGGUCUAUUGUGGAGAAGUUGGAACUGGACAGGCUGCAAAAAUCUGCAAUAAUAUGCUGUUAGGCAUCAGUAUGAUUGGAACUGCUGAGACCAUGAAUCUUGGAAUCAGGUUAGGGCUUGACCCAAAGCUUCUGGCCAAAAUCUUAAAUAUGAGUUCAGGCCGUUGUUGGUCAAGUGAUACAUACAACCCUGUGCCAGGAGUAAUGGAAGGGGUACCAUCUAAUAAUAAUUAUCAAGGAGGCUUUGGAACAACACUUAUGGCGAAGGAUCUUGGCUUGGCCCAGAUUUCUGCCACCAACACCAAGACUCCAGUCCCACUUGGAUCCCUAGCCCAUCAGAUUUACAGGAUCAUGUGUGCCAAGGGCUAUGCCCAAAAAGACUUCUCAUCUGUACUCCAGUUUUUACGGGAAGAAGAAAGCUGGUGAAACCUUUACUGACUUUUAACUAGAGACAUUCUUUAAAAAAAACAUGUAUUUAGAACCUCUUUCAGAUUAAUCAAUAAAUACAUGAGUUUAAUCAAAGAUCAUGAAUCAUGAUCUCACCCACUUCUGUAUUCUAAAGUCACAGCUAACUGCAAGAUUUCCUAUCAUUUCAAAUACUGUGGAAAUUUUUUUUAAUAAUUUAUAUAUAACUUACUUUAUAAAAAAUGCAGUAAUAGGGUUUAAAGAAAACCCAGUAUAUUUGUAUUUACAUACAUACUUUGAAACAAUCCUUUUCCAAACUUGUAUCUCCAGAUAGGAUGGAUUUUUAGUUGCAUUGCAAAAUGGACAGGAGCUACUAGAUUGGGAAAAGUUUUUCUGAACUGUACAAGUAUAACGGAUUAAAGAGACUGAUCUUG